AUGCUUCGCGUCGCCGCCGCGACCGCGCGCGCGCCGUGGCUCGGCGCCGCGUACGCGCUCUGGCGCGGCGCGCGACGCGUCGCGCGCCGCGGGCGCGCGGCGCCCAAGCCGAGGGCGUCGCGCGCGAGGCCGCUCUCGACGCGCGGCGCGCUGGAGGAACGACGCGACUCGGCGACCGCCGCCGCGCCCGCGGACGCGCGCGAGGCGGCGGACGACGCCGACGCCUCGCGCGCGACGGCGACGCGCGCGCGCCUCGAACGUCUCGCGCGCGUGCUCAUCGCGACCACGACCGUCGCCGCCGCGGUCGCGACCGCGAACGGAGGAGCGUCGUCCUCGUCCUCCUCCUCCUCCUCCUCCUCCUCCUCCUCCUCCUCCUCCUCGCGCGCGCGCGAGGAAAAAAAACGACGCGCCGCGCUCGAGCGUCGCGUCCGCGUGCGCGUCUCCGAACGCGACGGCGUCGUCGCGUUCGACGCGAGCGUCGCCACGGUCGCGCCGCGAGCGCGCGCGUGGGACGCCGUCAAGCGCGCGGUCCUCGGCGAGCUGCGGCCGAGGUUGGACAUGCGAGACAUCGUGUGGCAGCGCGCGACGGUCGAGGGACAGCCGGCGCGUCCGGCGUUCGCGCCCUCGACCACCGCGCGCGUCAUCGACCAGGAAGCGACGUGGCGCUGGGGGCUUCUCGGCGGGAAGUCUCGCAUGCGACUGCUCGUGAAGACGACGGACGCGGAGGCGGAGGCGAGCUUCGCGCUGAUGCAGCCGUCGGAGGUCGGCGGCGCCAAGUCGGCGACGCUGCGAGGUGAGACCAUCUUCGGACCGAGACUGAUCCCCAUACGACCGCGCGCGCGAGGUGAACGCCGAUCCUUGAGGACUCGCUCACUUCUCCAUCGUUCUCUCCUUCUCCGUUUCUUUCGCGCAGACUACCGCGGCGUCAUGGGCGUCGCCCGCGCGCCGCCGGUGGACGCGCGCGACGCCGAGUCUCCCGAGACCCGAGGCGGGUGCGUGCUGUACAUGAGAGGCGAAGCCGCGGGCGCGGAGCUCGGGUUCGCCGCGAGAGCUGUCGCGUCGAGGGCGAUGAAAGAGGCGCUUCGAGGCCAGGUCGUGAGGACGCUCGCGGACGUCUGCUUCGUGUCCGACGCUUUAAUAACGGACGAGUGA
This is a messenger RNA of Micromonas pusilla CCMP1545, 1152 nucleotides long. RefSeq lists its product as uncharacterized. Lineage: Eukaryota; Viridiplantae; Chlorophyta; Mamiellophyceae; Mamiellales; Mamiellaceae. The transcript has a single exon. The record is from RefSeq and is a predicted model, not a curated record. The coding region runs from base 1 to 1152 and encodes 383 amino acids.